AAAAUGAAAACCGAAAAAAUGUUUGUGAUAAGUCAUGAAGAUGGGACCACCACAUAUCUUUCCGACAUCUCCUUUGUUCCAUCGAUCGAAGAUGAUCAACUUUUACUCACUUGUACAGUUACCUUUGAAAAUAAUGUGACUACAAGUAGCAGCAUUUCAUUGAGUGUAAAAGAUGCCCCUUGUAAGGAUGUUCCUAUGCCCGCUUGCAGGUCUUUGGAUUCCAACGUCAUUGCUGGGAUGGUUGCUGGUAACGUGGUCAUCCUGGUCCUGAUUAUUUUGGGGACUUGCUGCUUUCUGAAGAGACACGUGGAGAAAAGACCACCAGGGAAUCAAUCUCAAAGCCAAGAUUCUAGAAAACAGCGAACAGAAAGUACUUAUCAGGGCUUAAUAGGACAGAAGAACGACAUCUACUACAGCAUAAGGACCCAAUGAAGAUACAGGGAGAUAUAUUGUAAAUAGAUCACGGGAUACAAUCCCAUCAAAAAUAAAAUCGUUACAUUUCAAAUGUUAUCCCUGUUAUUUCAUGAACCUGUUAUAUAGUGUAAAAAAUGUUGCCGACAUACAGUAUAUCUAAUUAUAUAACUAAAAUAAUACUGAAGGACUCCAGAGGAAUAGUGGAAAACGUGGGUUGCGUUUCUUCCAUCUUAAGCAUCAUGGCU
Molecule: messenger RNA, 659 nt
Organism: Hyla sarda
Lineage: Eukaryota; Metazoa; Chordata; Amphibia; Anura; Hylidae
Gene: TYROBP
Product: transmembrane immune signaling adaptor TYROBP
Exons: 5
Coding region: 4-432 (142 amino acids)
Source: RefSeq, a predicted model, not a curated record